CGGGACAGAUAUCAGGGCCAUCGUGUGGGUAUAUAAGCUGCGCCAAGUCAACUGAUUAAACACAUUUGGUGGCAUUCGCUUCACUGACAAUAACCAAAAAAUGAAAGCUGCUCUGAUUCUACUCUGUCUGGCUCUGUUCGUGGUGGCCAUCUACGCCGAUUGCGAUCCAAAUGGCAAUGGAUUACCCAACUGCUCCGGCACCAGCACCACCAGAUAUCGCAACAACUGGGAUCCCACACGCUACUGGGUCUGCGAGGGAAACACCCCAACCGUUGUCAAAUGCGAUAUCGGGCUCGGCUACGAUCCAGUCACAUCUGAAUGCAUUCCCUGGAGCCAAUGGCAGUGGUAUCCUGUAUGCUCAGAUUCUAACUAAGUUCUUUCAACUUUGGAAACAUUAAUUGCAAAUAAAAACAGAAAUCCUUUGCGUAAAGCAA
Messenger RNA from Drosophila mojavensis, 434 nucleotides. RefSeq lists its product as uncharacterized. Gene Ontology annotation, cellular component: extracellular region. The record is from RefSeq and is a predicted model, not a curated record. Gene Ontology annotation, molecular function: chitin binding. Lineage: Eukaryota; Metazoa; Arthropoda; Insecta; Diptera; Drosophilidae. The transcript is spliced from 2 exons. The coding region runs from base 101 to 373 and encodes 90 amino acids.